Chionomys nivalis (European snow vole) is the source of this 6062-nucleotide messenger RNA. It is a transcript of the gene Znf324, whose product is annotated as zinc finger protein 324. The record is from RefSeq and is a predicted model, not a curated record. The coding region runs from base 3530 to 5317 and encodes 595 amino acids. The transcript has 7 exons. Gene Ontology annotation, biological process: regulation of DNA-templated transcription. NCBI's taxonomy places the organism in Eukaryota, Metazoa, Chordata, Mammalia, Rodentia, Cricetidae.
CUGUCCUGGAACUAGCUCUUGUAGACCAGGCUGGUCUCGAACUCAGAGAUCCGCCUGCCUCUGCCUCCCAAGUGCUGGGAUUAAAGGCGUGCGCCACCACCGCCCGGCACUACACUGUUAUAGUAUGUCAUGGGACGAACCACCUUCACCUAGGAUUGACUUCUCACAAACCAAUUGGUCUUCUAUAGGAAUCUCUACUUUCACAUUCCAGACUAGGAAAGGGGGAAACGUGGAUAGUGGGAACCAAGCUAUGGCCAGAGAGGGCUGUCACUCCCUGUGAAUGCAAGUCAGGUGUGAGGGCCGUUGGAGUGGGCUGUGCUCUCUUGUACCGACACCAAGUAGCCAUACCUCCUUCCCGUCUUCCUGGCCCAAUGCUAACAUUUCAUGCUACUGCUCCCUGACUCCUGCGCUCUAAUGCUCUCCAAGUGCCACUCUCUACUUUCCCCUAAAGUUCAGGUCUUCUUCCCUUGGCCUCCACAUGACGUCUUAAGCCGAUAUAGCACUAGUUAUUGGAAACUAGUUCUGUGAGACGGCUUUUCCCUCUUAAAGGCCUGUUGGUCUCAUUGCACAGCACUUCAUGCCAGCUUGCGCUCCACUCUCUCCAUUUGGGCUCAUUAGGUGGCAGCCAUGCAGGGAGGUGUUUCCAUAGUGACGCCAGAAGAGCCCAUACUAUAACCUGCUGCCCUUGCUGUUUGGUCUUUUCAGAAGAGGAAGUACCAUUACUAUUGAUGCAGCGUACACUUUGGGGACAGCAAGCACCCAUGUGUGAAAUCCAUUCUUAGCACCUUUGCCUGUACAAUGCCCUGCUAAGGCCACCUUUACAAAGCCUUAUUUUUCCCAAUGCUGUCCUCUUCCAACAGUCUUCCUCCGUGACUCCUCUCAUAGAACAUGGUCUCUUUUAACCAUACCUGUGUCCCAGUGACUGUAUUCAAGGCCGGCACCAGCCAUCUUCCAGUUGUCCUAGAAAUGUGUGUCACACGGAUUCUAAGCACCUCACUCGUCAUAGUCUCUCCUGUCUCAGCUCAGUAACAACUAUUGCUCUUAGAACCUGGCCCUUCUCAGUCCCUCAGGAUUUCUCUCCACCCAAGGCCUUCCAGGAAACCCAUACCUGGAGUCACAUUUAAUUUGAAAGCUUACCAGGGAGCUUGUGAAUAGUCAAAGAUGUUAAAUGCCACCAUUUAAAAGUGAUUUCACAGCAACAUCUGGUUUGACGCUCCUCUGAAGCUUUGAGGGAGCCCAUCCAGUAGUUAGUGUGUUCACCGUUGGGCCCCCUCAUUCUCUCCCAAAGCCUAGACCUUGAUUUGCCACUCACAUUGCCCCUAAGGAUGCAGAGUGUUACUGCCUGAUUCCCAAGUCCCUUUGUGGAAAUGAAAACCUCAGUGCUCCAAGCCUCUGCCUUUCAUCUUGUGCUUUUACUGGCCUAGCCCACUGUAAUCCUUUCUGCCACAGAGGCCACCUAUGUAACAGCCCAGAUUAUCAACCUCCAGAGUUUUGUUAAUAUGCUUCCUUGUGCUAGAGAUGACUGACAGUGAGUUUGUGGCUUGAUGCCAUGGUGUCAGAACUGAAGACAAGGUGUCAGAACACGGAAUGGAAACUGGAGAAAAGGAGGCAACUUGGACGUCAUCAUCCACCUGCAGCUUCUGUGCUUAACUUCUAGAGACAAGACUAUCCUCCAUCCUGUCCAUGGAGCUCAGGGAUAAUUCUGCUCUGAGCCCUGCGUCUCUGGUAGGUGAAGGGCUGACUGAUACCAUGGGGACAGUUAGAGGUAGAGAACUCUCUUACUUGCAGACGACAUAAGCCCUAAUCAAAAUAACUCCAACAAAAUCAUUAUUAGUGGUGAAUGGAAUCAAAAUAUCUAUUCAGUAUUUGGCUUCAGGUUAAUUUUUUUUUUUUUUUUUUGGAUUUUCGAGACAGGGUUUCUCUGUGGUUUUGGAGCCUGUCCUGGAACUAGCUCUUGUAGACCAGGCUGGUCUCGAACUCACAGAGAUCCGCCUGCCUCUGCCUCCCAAGUGCUGGGAUUAAAGGCGUGCGCCACCACCGCCCGGCUUUUUUUUUUUUUUACAGUUCAUGUUUUUCAUAGAUGGAUAUGGUGCAAACCUGUAAUAAAAUAAAAUAAAAUAAAGAAAAUAAGCCACGUAAAAAUGGAAAAUUCACAGAGAGUCUGGAUUCUUUGUAUUAUUGUGUUUUCUUUAAAAUUUUUGACUGUAAAGGAGCUAAGUGCAGAGAGACAUUUCAUUAUAUGGGCUGCCAAGCUAAACCAGAAUGGAUAUAAGGGUAUUAUGAUUUCAGAAUAUGGGUCUAAGGAUAUGAUGCUUUGGAGAGGGUCUUCUUUUGUUUUCACAGAGGAUGAGACUCUGUGGAUUGCGUCUAUCCCAAUAUGGUAUGAUAGACCACGCCCUCCUGAAAGGUUGCUGUGAACACCUUCAGAAAAUUACUUCACUCAACUGCCGACUGAGAUGACCCUGACACACAGGUUACACCAUGAAAGAUCUGAAUACAGCGCCCCCAUUCAGCAGGAAGCAGUUUGGAGAAAAAAACUGCGCCCAUGUUCCCAAAUAUGGUUUAUAAAUGUUCUUUUACAUUUAAAGGGGGAUAUGAUAUAGAUAUAAAUAAUUUGCAUUGGUAUGGAUUAUAAGGUCAAUUUUGUUAUGUGUAUAUGUAUUUCUGAUCUUGAUUAAGGUAUUGUGAUUGUGUAGUUCAUUUAAAAAUGUAAUGUACAAUUAGGAAAUAUAGGUUGCUAAUGGAUAAUCAUCGAUAAUAGUAAAGCUUGUAGUCGUGUUAGUUAGAUUUUCUAGAUGUGCAUAGAUAUAUUUCAGUUAAAUAGGCAUUCUUCAUAUCUUUCAAAGGCUACAGAAUAUGGCAUUUAAAUGUUUUAAUAACUUAGGACUGUUAUAGUGAGAUACGUCUGCUCCUGGCAGCACCAAUCUACUUCAAGAAGAAGAUGGGCAUCGAAGAGGCUUCUUAUGGAGUUGGUUAGCCAUUUGGGCAAGAAACUACUCUUGCCUGGACUGAUGCAUAAACUGGACACAGAGAACCCACAGAGAGAGGACUGCUGAACUUGCCUAAAGGUGCACAUGGAAAGCCAGGUGUUGGAUCCCUUGACACUGGAAUUAUAGACAAUUGGGAGAAGCUUGAUGUGGGUGCUAUGACCCAAACCUGGGUUCUCUGCAAGAUCAGGACGUCUACCGGGCGCGGGAACCCACCCAGGGGACAAACCCUUUUGGUGCUCAGGUCCCAUCGAAAUCUGACGAUGGUCGUCAAUUUCUUUCCAGCACUCCGCCAGGGGAAAAGAGGCUUGGCCGUGGCCAUGGUUACCGGGAAGGCACCGCCUGUCAUUCAGGAAAGCCUGCAGGAACUACGUUUACCCGAGCAGCGGUGACGGUUGAGACCUUUAGGGCCGUUCCCGGAGCCACGUAUUCUCCAUUUUAGCUGCAACCCUUCAGCAGUCCUCUGGGCGUAUAAAGUCCUUGUCUAAACUGGGAAACUGAGGUCCCGGCGGGCUGCUCGAGGCCGUGGGCGGGGACGGGCUAUGCCCAGGUCUUCUGCCCGCCGUGCCCCACCCCCAUUACAGAUUCCGACGGCGGCGACUUGGCCACCAACAGAUGCAGCGCUGGGCCUGAUGGCCUUUGAGGAUGUGGCUGUGUACUUCUCCCAGGAGGAGUGGAUGUUCCUGGAUGCAGCCCAGAGGGCCCUGUACCGCCAUGUAAUGCUGGAAAACUUCGCACUUGUAGACUCCAUAGGUAAAGUCCUGAAUCCUCCAUUGGAAGCAAAACUGGGACCAGGACUCUCUGUCUCUCGGCCUCGUGUGAUCAUCCAGCUCCAGCGUGGCGAGGAACCCUGGGUUCCCAAUAGGACAAAUACAGGCCCAGGCAGGAGCACCCACAGGAGACCCAGCCUUGGAUCCCAUCACAAUGCAAGGGACAGACACGCGUCUGGAAAUGCAGCACUUCUAGGGGCCACUUGUGACAGUCCUGAUGGAAUACCCACUAGUGUCCUUCCCCCUGCUGGUGCCUGCGCUGAUGUAAAAAUCCUGGAGGGACACCAGAUUGCCUCCCCAUCUCUGCAGAGAAAACCCACAGGGGUAUCUGUGAUCUAUUGGGAGCAGCUACUGCUAGGUUCCAGCAGCAAUGAGGCAACUGUUAGCCUGCGAUUGACUUCCCCAGUGGGGAUUCCUGAAGAGGGUUCAUCCAGAGUGAAGGCCUUCUCCGACCUCCUGACCCCAGAGAAGCAGCCACGAGGAGCUGUGCAGCAAAAGCCAGAAUUGCAGCUAACCCCAGGGAGAGUCUUCCGAAGUAUCCCAGACUUCCAUGGGGCUGAGGAGGAACGUGGAAUGAGUGGGGCUUGGCUCGAAUCUCAGAGAGACUCCAGUGUUCCAGAGUCCCCACUAUGGGACAAGCUGGGGGAGGCCUUCCAGGCUGGCCCAGGACUUCUCUCUGGGGACAAACCUUUUGAAUGCAGGGCAUGCAACAAAGUGUUCGUGAAGAGCUCAGACCUCCUCAAGCACCUGCGCACCCACACGGGAGAGCGGCCUUAUGAGUGCACCCAGUGCGGCAAGGCCUUCAGCCAGACAUCACAUCUGACUCAGCACCAGCGCAUCCAUAGCGGGGAAACGCCCUAUGCAUGCAUGGUAUGUAGCAAGGCCUUCCGACACAGCUCCUCUUUGGUGCGCCAUCAGCGCAUCCACACGGACGAGAAGUCCUUCCAUUGCAGUGAGUGUGGCAAGGCCUUCAGCCACGGCUCUAACCUCAGUCAGCACCGCAAGAUCCACAUGGGAGGGCGGCCCUAUGCCUGUGCUCAGUGUGGCCGCCGCUUCUGCCGCAAUUCGCAUCUCAUCCAGCAUGAGCGCACACACACCGGGGAGAAGCCCUAUGCUUGCUCCCUCUGCGGCGCAGCCUUUAGUCAGGGCUCUUCACUCUUCAAGCACCAGCGUGUGCACACCGGAGAGAAGCCUUUCUCAUGCCCACAGUGUGGCCGUGCCUUCAGCCAUAGCUCCAACCUCACACAGCAUCAGCUGCUGCACACUGGGGAAAGGCCCUUCCGCUGCGGGGACUGCGGCAAGGCCUUUGCCAAAGGCGCAGUGCUGCUCAGCCACCGGCGCAUUCACACGGGUGAGAAGCCCUUUGUGUGCACGCAGUGUGGCCGCGCCUUCCGUGAGCGCCCAGCCCUCUUCCAUCACCAGAGGAUCCACACCGGAGAGAAGGCCCUUCGGAGGCCCAGGGGCGGCAUGCACUCCCAAGUCAGGUCUCUAGCGGCAUCCUUAGAUGGCACACCUCCCAAGGCCACCCUGGACUCUGGCAGCAGUCCCAAAGCUAGCUGAGGCCUGAGGCCACAAUUGUGCCCUUCCCUGCCUUCUCUGAAUACCUCUCACUCACUGUUGAAGAGCCUGUGUCCUCAGCAAACCCACUGAGAAGCCCUGUUAUGUGAGCCAGGUAUGGGGAAGACUUGCCAGUUGGUACCAUUUACACAUGACAAGAUCUGCUGUUCAGCCACAGUUCACACCUACACCCUGAAAGAAGCCAUUCUGGAGAGGCAUCCUCAGUAUGCAUGUGUCCCCUGGGAUUGGUGGAGCAGACAAGGAUUGCCCCCAGAAUAGGUGGGUAACCCACAGACAUCUUCAUGUUGAUGCCACUUCUGUAUUUCCUGACUGUGGCUAUGAAAAUCGGGGGGUGGUGGCGCACACCUUUAAUCCCAGCACUUGGAAGCCAGAGGCGGGCAGACGUCUGUGAGUUUGAGGCCAGCCUGGUCUAUAAGAGCUAGUUCUAGGACAGGAACCAAAGCUAUAGAAAAACCCUGUCUCAAGAAGAAAGGAAGGAAGGAAGGAAGGAAGGAAGGAAGGAAGGAAGGAAGGAAGGAAGGAAGAAAGAAAAAAAGAAAGAAAGAAAGAGAAAGGAGGAAAAGAGCAGGUGGUAGGUAGAGACGGCUGAGGAAUCUGCCUGCUCAAGCUAGCAGCUGGAGAUGCACCCCCAGGGUGCAGUGCAUACAGUUUCCUUGCUGCAAGCCUCAGGCAAAUAAAUGGUUUGUUUCUGAACCUGGGCUUUCUCUGUGAAAAUGAAGAGGGAAGA